Messenger RNA from Emiliania huxleyi CCMP1516, 4101 nucleotides. RefSeq lists its product as hypothetical. The coding region runs from base 1 to 4101 and encodes 1366 amino acids. The transcript is spliced from 10 exons. Lineage: Eukaryota; Haptophyta; Isochrysidales; Noelaerhabdaceae. The record is from RefSeq and is a predicted model, not a curated record.
AUGUCACUCUCCAAGCCCAAGAAGAUCCCCAACGAGACCUUCUGCAUCAUCGCGCUCCACUCGCACAAUGUCUUCGUGCAUUCGAGUGCGGCCGGCGACGGCGCCGGCAUCAAGACGCGCGUCGAGGGUGGCUGGCCCGGCUUGGGCACCGACCGGCCGAGCUCGGACUACCUCAAUGCGCAGCGCACUGCGUGCCACGGGCUGCUGCCGGCCGACGUGAAGAAGAUCCUCAGGGCCUGCCGAGACAACUUCGACCGCCUCUGCCUGCCCUACCUCCAGCUGGUCAAGCGCACCGACAACUUGCUCGACUUCAAGAACUUGGUGCAGAAGGCGGCGCGGCACCACCCGGACCUGAACAUCAUGGAGAUGAUGGAAGGCAACAAGUACACGGGCGCGUGGACCGAUGCCAACUACUCCCGCGUGAAGGUCGACAUCGAGCACAUCAUCGCGUGGUCCAAGCUGGCCGGCAACAUCGCGCACUUCAAGUUCCUCUACGCGUCCGGCAUCUUUGAGCAGCGCUACGUCCCCUUCCUCGGCGUCGACGUCGACUCGACAGACCGCGACUACCAGGUCGCGCUCGUCGCCUCGGUCGGGGUGCGCGACAUGGGAGCAUUGUGGGAGCUGAACAUCAUUCCCUACGCGGGCCCGCUGCCGUCCUCGUCCCGCCGCCCGUCGGGAGGAAUCACGCCUGCCCUGGCCGGGCUCGUAGCGGCCGCCAGCGAGGGACGCCCCUGCCUCACGGACGGGACCGCCACCGCCGACGCGGUCAUCGGCGUCGACGCGCCGUACCUGCUCUGCCAGAAGCCCCGCCUGGUCGUCUCCUCGAACGGCACGCUCGGCUUUAACCCGCGCAACGUUUCGCGCGACCGGCAGAGCGGCAUCAUGUCGGCUGCGGACGAGGACUUCAACCCGGCGCUGACAAGGGAGAUGGUCCUGGUGGCAAUCUUGGCGUCGUUCGACCUCAAGCUCGAGUCGGAGGCUGUCAUCAUCAACCUCAACGCGCGGCCCGACCUCAACAACCUCUUGGUCCGCAUCAUCGAGUGGGUCGAGCCGCCUUCCUCCUCCACCGGGCCGCUGCCCCCGGCAAACGAGGCCCGCCUCAAGGUGGCGCUUCUGAACGGCCGGGUGGACGCGCCGGACAUCAAGUUCCUGGCCGUGAAGCCGUCCCGCCUCCGCCCGCUGCGGCGCACUUGUCUCCGCGUGCCUGGGCGCCCUUCUCCACAACUCAACGCCGCGCCCGCUGUGUACAGGCACGACGACGUGGUCGACGCGAGCGGCUACGUGCGGGAGAAGCCGGCGCAGCGCUCCUCGGCGCUGUCCUCCGCGUCCUCCGCGUCCUCCGCGCGCCUGCAGCUCUCGCGGCUGCCCGCGACCACGCCGCCGCGCGUCACGCCGGCCAUCCCCACCCCCCCGCCGCGGCCGGACCUGGUUGAGCAGGCCAACAUCCACAAGGCCAUCGCCGCCACCUCGCCCAAGGAGCACCGGGACUUCCUGAUGCAGGCCAUGGCCGACACGUCCAAGGCGACUGAACGUGUGCAGACACCCCUGCCGCUUAUCCAGGUGCGCAUCGGCGUCCACAACCGCGACUUCCUCGGCGAGGAGGUCCCGCAGGCGCUCGCGCGCCAGGCCAAGAAGGCCAAGACUGCCGACGACAAGCAGCAGAAGCGGCGCGAGGUGGAGAAGGAGGCCAAGAAGGAGGGCGCGCGGACGGCGGCGGCGGAGGUGCUGGCGCAGGCGCGCCGGCUGACGCCGGCGGACCUGCUCGGCGCGGAGGCGACGAUCCUCGCGGACAACGGCCUCGACAAGCCGCACGAGGGCGAGGAGCAGAGCGACGGCAGCGAGACCGAGGACGAGGAGGGCGACGCUGGCAAGGACGAGCUCGCCACGCGCGAGCCCUUUGCCGUCUGCCUGAAGAAGCGGUGCCGCGUGCGCUCGGACGACACGGUGAUGGUGGGCCUGUGCCAGCGCGGCAUGCCCCCCACCGAGGCGGAGCUCGACAAGAGCAACUGGCUCCCUCUCUCGCUCCUCAAGAAGGCGCACCUCGGAGGCGCCGUCAAGAAGUGGCUCGACGCGCACCACGGCGCGGACGACCAGCUGGAGCCAGGAAACUUGCCGUCGCCGCCGCCGCCCUCCACCUCGCCGUCGCCGCCGCCCUCCACCUCGCCGUCGCCGCCGCCCUCCACCUCGCCGUCGCCGCCGCCCUCCACCUCGCCCUACUGUGAGCCGCCUGCGGUGGUCGCAGCCGCCGUGAGCGGUUCUCCGAAUGCCCUCGGAUUCUACCAGAUGAACACGACAGGCCACUGUAUGAGCAACGGCAAGCACCCGGCUACGCUCCAGGCUCCAAAUCUGGUUAAUGGCGCCGGCGGGCUGCUCAACUUCGAUGCCGCGGUGGAAGUUGCGGGUGCGCUCUGUGCGAGACUAACCUCUUGCACCAGUUUCGAUGUCAACAACUAUUCGGGCUAUGAUAACUCGCCGAACUUGUACGCCAGCAACGGACAGGCGAUGCUCGAAGAGCUGCAAGGAAUGGCGUGCAACGGUGAACAUGGAGCCACCGGCCAGCCAUGGAUCGAGUUCACCAAUUGUGGCCUACCAGCGACGCAGUCUGGCGUGUGGAGGUUCUAUGACAGUCGAACGAGUGGGAACCGUUGUGCAGUCGGCGAUGACUGUCCCAUCACGGAGACUCAGACGUACGCGCACCCCACCAACGUGUGCUUUGUGAAGGGCGAGUGCGAGGCCUGCGACAACUACCCGGAAGCAAGCAGCCCGAGCCACGUCGACACGUAUUACAAAGGGGCGGACACUCCCUUUGAUUUUGCGGAACUCAACACUCCUCCCGGGGCUACCUUUGAGGACAAGCUCCAGGCUUGCAAGGACAAGUGCGACACCGACUCCUGGAGCGAUCCCAACCGCUUCACGGGCAAGUGCGUGGGCGUCGGCUACGCUGCAGACGCAAAUCACGCGGGACUGAGCUUCUGCUACGGCGUGAUGGACCCGCCGUACCAUCAGGACGCAGCCAUGGAAGGCUCGCCAAACUGGGUCCUUCUGAUGAAGGAGAACUGCGCGCCUCCGUCUGCGUCGCCGUCGCCGCCGCCUCCGUCCGCGUCGCCGUCGCCGCCGCCUCUCUCAGCCUCGCCGUCGCCGCCGCCUCCCUCCGCCUCGCCGUCGCCGCCGCCUCCGUCUGCGUCGCCGUCGCCGCCGCCGCCCUCCACCUCACCGUCGCCGCCGCCGCCCUCCACCUCGCCGUCGCCGCCGCCGCCCUCCACCUCGCCGUCGCCGCCGCCCUCCACCUCGCCGUCGCCGCCGCCCUCCACCUCGCCGUCGCCGCCGCCCUCCACCUCGCCCUACUGUGAGCCGCCUGCGGUGGUCGCAGCCGCCGUGAGCGGUUCUCCGAAUGCCCUCGGCUUCUACCAGAUGAACACGACAGGCCACUGUAUGAGCAACGGCAAGCACCCGGCUACGCUCCAGGCUCCAAAUCUGGUUAAUGGCGCCGGCGGGCUGCUCAACUUCGAUGCCGCGGCGGAAGUUGCGGGUGCGCUCUGUGCGAGACUAACCUCUUGCACCAGUUUCGAUGUCAACAACUAUUCGGGGUAUGAUAACUCGCCGAACUUGUACGCCAGCAACGGACAGGCGAUGCUCGAAGAGCUGCAAGGAAUGGCGUGCAACGGUGAACAUGGAGCCACCGGCCAGCCAUGGAUCGAGUUCACCAAUUGUGGCCUACCAGCGACGCAGUCUGGCGUGUGGAGGUUCUAUCUCAGUCGAACGAGUGGGAACCGUUGUGCAGUCGGCGAUGACUGUCCCAUCACGGAGACUCAGACGUACGCGCACCCCACCAACGUGUGCUUUGUGAAGGGCGAGUGCGAGGCCUGCGACAACUACCCGGAAGCAAGCAGCCCGAGCCACGUCGACACGUAUUACAAAGGGGCGGACACUCCCUUUGAUUUUGCGGAACUCAACACUCCUCCCGGGGCUACCUUUGAGGACAAGCUCCAGGCUUGCAAGGACAAGUGCGACACCGACUCCUGGAGCGAUCCCAACCGCUUCACGGGCAGGUGCGUGGGCGUCGGCUCCAGUUGUAGUUCCCACAUGACGCUCCCAUCUUGA